Messenger RNA from Salvelinus fontinalis (brook trout), 5156 nucleotides. RefSeq names its product cAMP-specific 3',5'-cyclic phosphodiesterase 4D-like. Lineage: Eukaryota; Metazoa; Chordata; Actinopteri; Salmoniformes; Salmonidae. The record is from RefSeq and is a predicted model, not a curated record. Gene Ontology annotation, cellular component: perinuclear region of cytoplasm; nucleus; cytosol. Gene Ontology annotation, molecular function: 3',5'-cyclic-AMP phosphodiesterase activity. The transcript has 16 exons. Bases 2097 to 4316 code for a protein of 739 amino acids. Gene Ontology annotation, biological process: signal transduction.
ACACUCCCUCAGUCUCACACUCACAGCCACUCUGCUGCAGACGGGAGCCGGCUCUGCAGCGCAGUGAGAGAUCGAGAGAGGGAGAGAGAGAGGGAUUCUUUGGGCCCAGACAAAGACAGACAGGCAUCCUGCUAUGGAUUAAGAGGAUCUGACAUACAGCUGGAUUGUGGAGUCUUACAGAGAGAGAGAGAGAGAGAGAGAGAGAGAGAAAGAGAGAGAGUUGUUUUGUGCGGGAGAGGCGUGUGUUUUGUGUGGCGUGUUGUUUGAGUGUGUUAUGAGACAGCGUGUGCUGUGUCUGUAUAUGUGUCUGAGUGUGUCCUGCAUCUGUGUGAGAGUCAGUGUGUGCAUCAGUCCCUGUGUGUGUGUGUGUUUAUCCUGCACAUACUACCAGGCAUAGAGUGGGUCUCUCUUGCUCGGUGUGCCCCCGCGUGGGCUCUCCUCCUGGGUGUUGCUAGACAUACAACUCCCCCGGGCUGGUUCUAGGUCUGGGGGUAUGACCAGGGAAGGAAAGCCAGUCCAGAGAACCAACAGGACAUCACAGACCAGGCACAGUUUCUUCAGAUGACACCUGGCAUACCUCUACCACCACCACCAUGGAGGUAUCUUACCUAGACAUUAUAUACCUCUACCACCACCAGCCAGGCUGCAAUACAAAAACGAAGAUACUGAAAGUUCACUCCUGAUCACUUGCCAUUUGCUAUUUUUUUUGUAUGUUCAUACUGCCUUUGUGGCUUAAACCGGGAUUGGGUGUACAUUAACUUGCCUGACAGCUUUACUAUACACAUUGAAAAUAUCCAUUGCAGGAAAAAUGUGGUUUAGAUAUUUUUGGAGAGAAGCGCAGCUCUCCCUAGCAACUCUAUCCGUCUGACUGGUCAGGUUUUCCUCUCCACCCGUUCGGUCCACCCAUCCAUCAGGGAGCGAGAGAACAUGAAUCAAGCUGUUGACGCUAAGAGGAUCAAUAACAUGAGCGGUUAGCUCUGACCCCUGGCUGAACAUGAGCAGUUAGCUACCAUCCCUGGGCCUCCACGGAUCAUUGACAUCACAGGAGGUUGUGAUCAACCAGGAAGAGAAAAGCUUGACAUGGCACCAACGUGGAAAAUGACCCAUGGAUUUAGGGUUAGAGCGGAAUCCUCACCUUUCACUUGGAGGAAAAGAAACGUUGUUCCUCCACUCAGAUGAAGCAUCAAAAAGUGUACAUUUCCUUGGGUGAAUGAGAGGGAUAAAGUGAUUGAGGAAGAGAUAGCGACAGAGAGAGAGGAGAAGUUGAAUUGUCUGGGGGAAUCCAGCGAUGAGACGUUCACGAUGAAGACCACGGCAAUGUGUCGGAAUGAGUUUGAUGUCCUAGUUGGAAGUCUUCCCAGGAAAAGGAGGGAGAGACAGAUUUUCUCUUUUUGUUGUACUAUUGCAGAAUAUCCUUCUAACAGUAAAAGAGAGAGACAGGGGAUUUCCUGACUUGACUGGUUUCUGGUAGACUUUUCUGUGGAGUUUGUUUUUCAGGAGGGUAUUGAAAGAUCCUUACAUGCCUGACUAUUGACACAUUCGCCUUAACCACUGAAUCCUGGACAAAUAUUUACCAUGGUGUUGUCCCACUGAGCACAGACGUCGGUUCAACGUGUAGUUUUUAUUUACAUUUGGCUGAGUUGUCAAUUAUUGUAAAUUCAACAUGAAAUCAACAAAAGAAUAUGACCAUGUCAAUGGAUUAAGGUUAAAAGUUAAGUGAAAAAAUACGAAAUGCCCUUACGGUGAUGACUUUCUGCAAAUCCAAUGAGUUUUCCAUGUUAAUUCAACGUCAUCACAUUUUUAUGGGUUGAAAUGAUGUGGAAACAACGUUGAUUCAGCCAGUUGUUGCCCAGUGGGGUAGUUCUAACCCCCGGCAUAAACCAGUUCACCAAAUAUCAUUUGGACAAAUGUCACCAUCCCCAGCCAAAUCGAAACUCUGCUUCACUUUGAGAAGCCAUCGAAUUUGACUUUCAAAAACAUGAAAAAGAGGGGAGAGAACCAAACGGUGAGAGACCAUGUUUGUGGGAUUCUAGUCUUUUAUUUUAACCUGUGAGUGACAAUUACUGUAUGAAAACGAGCACACACCUUUAGCUUAAAUGAAGGCAGGUCGCUCUCAGGCGGGACGGGAGAAGAAAAUGAUGCACGUGAACAACUUCCCCUUCAGGAGGCAUUCCUGGAUCUGCUUCGAUGUUGACAAUGGCACAUCAUCGGGACGCAGCCCCCUGGACCCCAUGGCCAGUCCAGGGUCAGGGCUCGUCCUGCAGGCCAACUUUGUCCACAGUCAGCGGAGAGAGUCCUUCCUCUACCGCUCGGACUCGGACUACGACCUGUCACCCAAGUCCAUGUCCAGAAACUCCUCCAUCGCCAGUGACAUGAAUAACCACCUGCAGAGGCCAGGCCUGACCUCGCGACGGUCUGAGCCCGUCAUUAGUGGACACCAUGGCGACGACUUGAUAGUCACACCAUUUGCACAGGUACUGGCUAGUUUGAGAACGGUACGGAAUAACUUUGCUGCACUAACCAACUUGCAACAAGACAGAGCCUCAAACAAGCGGUCCCCUAUGUGUAACCAACAACCACCCAUCACCAAGUCCUCUUUCUCAGAGGAGGCCUACCAGAAGCUGGCCACAGAGACGCUGGAGGAGCUGGACUGGUGCCUGGACCAGCUGGAGACCCUGCAGACCAGACACUCUGUCAGCGAGAUGGCCUCCACCAAGUUCAAGAGGAUGUUGAACAGGGAGCUGUCUCACCUGUCUGAGAUGAGUCGCUCAGGGAACCAGGUCUCUGAGUUCAUCUCCAGCACCUUCUUAGACAAGCAGCAUGACGUGGAGAUGCCAUGUCCACAGACGCAGAAAGAGAGGACGGACAAGAAGAACGCCAAGCCCAUGUGUCAGAUCAGUGGCGUGAAGAAGCUGCAGCACAGCACUAGCCUCUCCAACUCUAAUAUACCUCGCUUCGGGGUCAAGACCGACACAGAGGACCAACUGGCUACGGAGCUUGAGGACAUCAAUAAAUGGGGCCUUAAUCUUUUUAAAGUCACCGAGCUUUCAGGAAACCGGCCUUUAACAGUCAUGAUGUACACAAUUUUCCAGGAAAGAGAUUUAUUAAAAACAUUCAAAAUACCAUUAGACACCUUUAUAACCUACCUGAUGACUCUAGAAGACCAUUACCAUGGCGAUGUAGCCUAUCACAAUAACAUCCAUGCUGCUGAUGUCACCCAAUCCACUCACGUGCUGCUGUCCACGCCUGCUCUAGAGGCUGUGUUCACAGACCUGGAAAUCCUAGCUGCCAUCUUUGCCAGUGCUAUUCAUGACGUCGACCACCCUGGGGUCUCCAACCAGUUUCUCAUCAGCACCAACUCGGAGCUGGCCCUCAUGUACAAUGACUCGUCAGUCCUAGAGAACCACCACCUGGCUGUAGGCUUCAAGCUGCUUCAGGAAGAGAACUGUGACAUCUUCCAGAACCUGACCAAGAAACAACGGCAGUCCCUCAGGAAGAUGGUCAUAGACAUGGUACUAGCUACUGACAUGUCCAAGCACAUGAAUCUCCUAGCGGACCUGAAGACCAUGGUGGAGACCAAGAAAGUCACCAGCUCUGGAGUGCUACUACUAGAUAAUUACAAUGACAGAAUACAGGUCCUCCAGAACAUGGUGCAUUGUGCGGAUCUCAGUAACCCUACCAAGCCCCUGCAGCUGUACCGCCAGUGGACCGACCGCAUCAUGGAAGAGUUCUUCAGCCAGGGGGACAGGGAGAGGGAAAGAGGCAUGGAGAUCAGCCCCAUGUGUGACAAACACAACGCCUCUGUACAGAAGAGCCAGGUGGGGUUCAUCGACUACAUCGUCCACCCUCUGUGGGAGACCUGGGCGGAUCUGGUGCACCCUGACGCACAGGACAUCCUGGACACUCUGGAGGACAACAGGGAGUGGUACCAGAGCAUCAUCCCCCAGAGCCCCUCGCCUGCCCCGGACGAAGCCGACGACGGCAGCGGACGUCCCCCCGGAGGGGACAAGUUCCAGUUCGAGCUCACCCUGGAAGAAGACGGAGAGUCGGACACGGAAAAAGACAGUGGAAGUCAACCAGAAGAAGACGAGGAGAAUAGUUGUAACUCGAAAACGCUCUGCACGCAGGACUCGGAAUCCACGGAGAUCCUGUUGGACGAGGUGGAGGAGGAGAAGGAGGUGGUAGUGGUAGAGGAGGUGGAGGAGAGUGAAGGGGUACGCAGGGAACCAAGUAUGGCGGAGUUGGAGGAGGAGGAUGAGGAGGGAGAGGGGGAAGGGGAGGAGGGCGAGGAGAAGCAAAGAGCGGCCGAUACAUAGCAGCAGUGGAAACUGCGCGGGUUGCCAAACUGCGAGAGAGAGACUGUUGCGUUACAACGGCGAAUCAAGGGACGAGGUGAAUACUAGUAAUCGCCACAAUGUUGGUGAUGUGGCGUCAUCGAGAGUUCCAAAGCGCACGUUGCACUCCUCAAUCCCAGUCUUCUCCUCACUCCACUCCACCUGGAGGCGAUAUGGGGGCACAGACCCCACACCUCCCCUCCCCCCAGGACUCCCUCCCUUGGAGCUCCACACUUUUACACUCAGGAAUAUUUUAGUCGACUUUCUUGCCUCCUUUUUUGUUUACCUUUUUGGUUCGUUCGGCCUAUAGGGAGCGAGGUGGCGCCUUGAGUUCAAAGGCCAAUCUCCACCUCCCGCCUCUCCUCUAUCUCCUACCACUUCCUGUCAAUGCAGGAAGUAAGCAGAAAGUGUUCUUUGACUCCAAGACUGAGCACAUGGGCAACAACCAAGAUGCUUGGAACAGUCCUAACUGUAGCAUCAUGGGAGGACAGCCAGAUGGGGGAAAGAUGGAUUGCAAGGUGACCUCUGAACUGCAAGGUGACCGCAGUCCACUAAUACCAUCUGAAAAACCAAUGAGGGAUAUUAUAGGGAGAGACAGACAAAGACAUACUUUGCAAGAGGAUUUCAAAGAGACCUUUUUUUCUAAAGUUCAAGUCUUCCUUGAAACAAGACUGGUAGAAAACGCUGUUUUUGACUCCUCAGUUUUUGUAUUGUAGUAAAACUGAAAUCUUUUUGUAGAUAACUUUUGUUAAUGGAGAGAGUGAGAGAGAGAGAGAGAGAAAAGAGCGGAGGAAGAUGUUCAAUUAAAUCUUCUUUGUCAUA